AUGGGGUGUGUGCUAUGGGGUGUGUGCUCUGUGCCGUGGGUCACUGCCCCCCUGACCCCUUCCCCCCAGCUCAACAUUGGGGCCUUCCUGGCCGAGCUCUUCCUGUGCUUCGAGGUCCUGCGGCCCCCGUUCGUGUGCCCCCGAGAUCUGGGGGGGGGCUCAGAGGCGCCGGCUGCCGGGGAGGCUGCGACCCCCAAGAGCAGCUCCCCCGGCUUCACCUUCCGGCACCCACUGCUCUCUGGGGGUCACCCCCCCAACCCCCUUCGGGGGACCCCAGCCCCUCUGCCCCACUCCCCGUCUCUGCCCCACGGCGAUGGCAGCUUCAGCAAAGCCUGGAGCAAGAAACCAUUGAGCCACCCGCUGUCGCAGGCCGUGUCCUUCAGCAUCCCCUUCGGGCUGGACAGCGACGUUGACAUCGUGAUGGGCAACCCGGUGGGGACGGCGCUGACCCGCUCGGCCAGCAGCGACAGCCUGGCCCUGCCCCAUAGCCUGCCCCAUAGCCUGCCCCACAGCCCCCCCACAGCGCCCCACAGCGCCCCCAACGGGCUCCCCGAGCUCCCCACCAUCGAGGAGGCUCUUCAGAUCAUCCACAGCUCCGAGCGGCUGCUGCCCGAGGGCGCCCCCGACACCUUCUACCUGCACUCCCCUCGCCCCGCUGUAGAUGUGGGGCAGCCCCACAACCUCCUCCCGAGCCACGCGUCCAGCCCCACAACCUCGGCGCCAAGCAACGGCCGCACCAUGACCAGCUUCGCCGAGCGCAAGAAGAAGCUGGAAGAGGCGAGCGGUGGCGGUCAUGGCCAUGGCCAUGGUGUUGGCCAUGGCCAUGGCCAUGGGGCUGGUCAUGGAGGUGUGGGGCACGGUCACGGCGUCGGUGAUGGUCAUGGGGGUCACGGCGUCGGUGACGGUCACGGGGGUCACGGCGUCGGUGAUGGUCACGGUCGUGGCGAUGGCCAUGGCGUUGGCGAUGGCCAUGGUCAUGGCGUUGGCCAUGGCGAUGGCCACGCAGCCCCCACCGACGGCACCCCGGUCGCUCGCUCAACUUCCACCCCACCUUCCACCGCCUCCCCCCCGGUGCAGCCCUGCCCCAUAGAGCAGAGCGGGCCCCACAGCGAACCCUUGAGCUUGGAGAUGUCCCAGUUGGGCGCGCGGCUGGAGGAGAAGCGCCGCGCCAUCGAGGCGCAGAAGCGCCGCAUCGAAGCCAUCUUCAGCAAGCACCGGCAGCGCUUGGGCAAGGACGCCCUACGGCAGCUCCAGGCCGAGCGGGACCCCCCCCCUAGCCCCCCAAAAGCACCCAUGGGUGCCCCCCAUAGCGCCUACGAGGCGGCGGUGGCGCAGCUCAGCACCGCGGUCAGCAGCCUCCAGCUCGACGUCCUUCGCCUCAACCAACAGCAACAACGCUUGCUCCAAGAGGCACCGCGGCCACCGGCGGCCACCGCUUGGGUGAUCCCGGUGGCCAAAGGGAGCCGGGGGGCACCCCAAGGGGUGUCGGCACCCAAGGGGUCUCCGUCGGCCCACGGCCGCCCGCGGGGCCCGCGCCCCACGGAGCUGCGGCGGGUGCUGACGCCGCCGCAGGACGUGGACACGCUGCCCCAUCGGCGCAAGUUCAGCGGCGCCACGGUGCAGACGCGCUCGUCCAUUCACUUCUCCGAGGAGGAGGAGGAGGAGGAGGAAGAGGAAGAGGAGGAGGAAGAGGAGGAAGGAGCCCCAAAAGGGGCCCCAGAAGCGCUGCAUCCCGGGGGGGCCACGCGGGUGUCCGGGGAUGGCACCAGCGACGUGUCCUCGCCCGGUGAGGGGACCAUGGGCAGGGGGGCGCAAGAGGAGGAGGAGGAGGAAGAGGAGGAGGAGGAGGAGAUGGAGGAUGGAGAAGGGGACUCGCUGGAGGGGUCGCCCACCGAAGGGGGAGCCGAGGAGGAGAGGGGAAGCCCCAGGGGGUUCUUCAAG
Pezoporus occidentalis (night parrot) is the source of this 1941-nucleotide messenger RNA. Its product is annotated as calmodulin-regulated spectrin-associated protein 3-like. Lineage: Eukaryota; Metazoa; Chordata; Aves; Psittaciformes; Psittacidae. The transcript has 5 exons. The annotation marks the transcript as partial. Gene Ontology annotation, cellular component: microtubule minus-end. Gene Ontology annotation, molecular function: calmodulin binding; microtubule minus-end binding; spectrin binding. Gene Ontology annotation, biological process: cytoplasmic microtubule organization; negative regulation of microtubule depolymerization; neuron projection development. The record is from RefSeq and is a predicted model, not a curated record.